Messenger RNA from Osmerus eperlanus (European smelt), 2638 nucleotides. It is a transcript of the gene hey2, whose product is annotated as hes-related family bHLH transcription factor with YRPW motif 2. Gene Ontology annotation, molecular function: protein dimerization activity; DNA-binding transcription factor activity, RNA polymerase II-specific; RNA polymerase II cis-regulatory region sequence-specific DNA binding. Lineage: Eukaryota; Metazoa; Chordata; Actinopteri; Osmeriformes; Osmeridae. The record is from RefSeq and is a predicted model, not a curated record. Gene Ontology annotation, biological process: circulatory system development; regulation of transcription by RNA polymerase II; Notch signaling pathway. The coding region runs from base 744 to 1760 and encodes 338 amino acids. The transcript is spliced from 5 exons. Gene Ontology annotation, cellular component: nucleus.
UCCACUCGACAUUGCCCCAUCCCCCUCUCUCGGCCUGUCUCCACCCUCCAGUGCAGGUGUAGCCUCUCCACAUUCCCAGGACUGCAGGGUGAUGUCAGGUCCACAGAGAUGCUCUACUAUGGGAGAGACUCUGAGCCCCACCCCAUGUGCUCUGUUACCCACUCAACAGCUCACCUUCAAUACUUUAGUUGUGAAAUUUUGAUUAGUCAACUAAUUGAGAAGAAACGUCCUUAAACAUUGUGUAGCCUACCCUUUUUAUUGUCUUGUUGAGAAAUUAAUAACAUGGUCAGGAACGUUUUUUUUAUGUUAACUAAUGUUAUUUAACUAAAACGACCCGAUGUUAUAUCCCGAGUCUUAUUCUAAACGGUCAUUCAGACCAGAGGCUGUACGUCCGUGCCGUGUUAUUGUGUCAUGGCUCGCGCUCCGUGUAAACAGUUUCUCACGCUCCUUGCAGCCGGCGGCUGUUUCUAUGCAGUUCUAAAACUGGGAGACAGAUGAAUAUCUAGGGAGCACACGGACCUGCGCCGUGGCGACAGCACCCUCUCCUCUAAACCUCGCCGCUCUCGCAUUUUUUUUCCUGUUGUGGGUGUUCCCGGGACGUGGGCGGGUGCGCUGCUCAGAGUGUGUGAUCGAGGCUCCGCCGGUCCGUGGGAACACUGUAGAGAGGGGAGGGCACGGUCACCCCACCAGUCGAGUCUACCUGAACGCACGCACAGCUCCGGAGAGGACACCGCGUGUUCACCAUGAAGAGGCCCAGUGAGGAUACCACGUCCGACAGUGACAUGGAUGAAACCAUCGAUGUCGGCAGUGAGAAUAACUACUCGGGGCGCAGUAAUGGCUCGUUCAUCAGGUGCGGGUCUCCAACCACCACGUCCCAAGUAAUGGCCAGGAAAAAAAGAAGAGGGAUUAUCGAAAAGAGGCGGAGAGAUCGAAUAAACAACAGUUUAACAGAAUUACGGCGACUGGUUCCAACCGCGUUCGAAAAACAGGGUUCAGCCAAGCUCGAGAAGGCGGAAAUACUACAGAUGACGGUGGACCACCUGAAGAUGCUGCAGGCCACUGGCGGGAAAGGCUACUUCGACGCCCACUCCCUGGCUAUGGAUUUCCUGAGUAUUGGGUUCCGGGAGUGUGUGACGGAGGUGGCACGCUACCUGAGCUCCGUGGAGGGUUUGGAAGGCAGCGACCCGCUGCGACUGCGCCUGGUCUCACACCUCUCCUCCUGCGCCUCCCAGAGAGAGGCGUCUGCAGCAAUGAGCUCCUCCCUGUCUCACCACCCCCCCCACGCCCUCCACCCACACUGGGCUGCAGCCUUCCCUCCCCUCACCGGGGCUUUCCUCCAGGCCGCCCUGCCCUCCACAGACAGCAACACUGCCCCUUCCAGGCUGCCAGAGGGACCGCACCAUCGCAGCUCCUCUUCCUCCUCCUCUGCCCUUCUCACUGCCACUUUCUCCUCCCUAACAGACUCCUCCCUCAGAGCGCCCUCUACUGGUAGUGUAGCUCCCUGCGGGCCGGCCCUCUCCACUUCCCUUCUCUCCCUGUCUGCCACAGUCCAAGCUGCUGCUGCUGCAGCCCAGACAUUCCCCUUGUCCUUCCCAGGGGGCUUCCCCAUCUUCCAUCCCAGCAUCAGUGCCUCAUCCCUGGCCAUGGUGGCCGCCAGCCCCCCCCCUUCCUCCAGCUCCCCUAGCACCUCCACCUCCCAGGGGAGCAGCUCAAGCAGGAAGCCCUACAGACCUUGGGGCACAGAGGUGGGGGCCUUCUGACUGGGCUGAGUCACACACCUGGCUGGGACCUUCAGAGCCUCUUACUGGUCUAACAAAGGACCAGCCUCUAGCUUCUGAUUGGUAUAACAAGAACCUUUGGAGCUUCUGAUUGGUGCAGCGAACUAAAAGACUGCUGGUGUAGAUACGGUCUAAGGAUAAAAUAGUUUGAUCUGAUCUAAAGGAGAGCCUGGUGGACUGGUCGGGAGGAACAGAUGGAGAGACUUUGGGGGAGAAACUGAGAGACUGAUGGAGAGACUGUAGACUGUGGGAGAGACUGAGAGAGAGACUGAAGGAGAAACUGGUGGAGAGACUUGAGGAGAGACUCUGGGACGUUGGAGCUCCCACUCUCUCCACUCUCAGCAUCUGACCAGCCCUGCUACAGUAUCUUAAUGACCGGCUGGCUGUGAGCGUAACAGUAGGUCUCUCUUCUCAGAGACUCCACACCAGGUCUCUCUCACCACUCUGAGAUUCAUAAUCCAAUUUGAUCUUUAUUGAGGCACUGAAUAACACAGAUAGUUUUUUUUGAGUUUGUUUUGUUUGUCUUUAAACCAUGUUAACCUGCACACAGCUGACUUACUAAUAAUUGAUCAUCAAUCAAUCAGCCGAUCAAACGUUCUAAGGAAGGUCCAGAUAUAAUUUACUGAUAAUCAAGCAUUCAACGUGUUUUUCUAAUCCACAAACUACUAACUUGCGUUUGUAAAUAUGUUUCUGAAGGUGCACCUCACCCUACAGACUGAAACACCCCGUGUUUUGAGAGCUACAGUCCAUGUUACUGGUGUGGUUUUUAUUUUGUUCAGAGAUGUAACUAUUUUCUAUGCAAAAAAACCCAAACUGCUACACAGAUGUCACAGAUUAAAACUGUUUUUGAAUAUCUGUCC